CUAAGUUUUCAUGAUAGCUUAAGGAAUCACUCGAUCCCUCUUUGGCUAAACUUUUUAGCUUAUUUAGCUAGUUUAUUUGAUAUGGGAAUGCCACAUUUGAUGGUUUUUGGGGUACUGGUAUCUGCCCUAGGAGCCUCCAUGUCUUGGGGUGUUCCCUUGGAUGUCAAUUUCCAAGCUAAGGUCCGAAGGGAAUGCAGCUUCACUCGAUAUCCUAGCCUGUGUCAAAAUACCCUGAUGGAGUUAAGGGAUCAUCCUGUUCAUAUUAUGUCUGCUCUCGUUAACAAGACAAUUUCGGAGACCAAGCUGCCUAGCUCCUACUUCCAAACACUUGGCUCCCAAUUGGAAAUCCAAGAUGCUCAACUUGCCAAAUCCAUCACAGAUUAUUGUGAAAAUCUCAUGAAGAUGUCUCUCAAACGGCUAGACAAGUCGCUGUUGGCACUGAGAGAAUCUCCAAAAAAAAAAAAGAACGACAUCCAAACCUGGCUAAGUGCAGCCUUGACCUUCCAACAAGCCUGCAAAGAUUCUGCCGACAGUCUUGUUGAUAUCAACUCCCAAAUUUCAAGUAAAAUGGAUUAUCUUUCUCAAUUGGCCAGCAACCCUUUAGCUCUCGUUAACAGGAUUGCUGGUAAUGGUGUUAAGCUUGAAAAUAACACUAGAAGUCGACAUCUAGGCGAGGAAGUAGAAGAUUUUCCCAAGUGGGUAUCAGCGAGAGAUCGAAAACUUCUUCAAACUAGCACCAUCAAGGCGAAUGCAGUGGUUGCAAAAGACGGAACAGGCAACUAUAAAACAAUAUCAGAAGCAAUCAAAGCAGCUAGUGGAGGUCGGUUUGUGAUUUAUGUGAAGUCAGGAGUUUACAAAGAGAAAAUUCGCACCACUAAAGAUGGUAUUACUUUGAUAGGAGAUGGUAAAUACUCCACCAUUAUUGCUGGUGAUGACAGUGUAGCUGGAGGUUCUUCCAUGCCUGACUCUGCCACUUUCACAAUUACAGGCGAUGGAUUCAUAGCUCGUGACAUUGGAUUUCAGAACACAGCAGGACCUCAAGGAGAACAAGCAUUGGCUCUAUACAUUGCCUCAGAUCAUUCAGUUCUAUACAGAUGCAGCAUCUCAGGCUACCAAGACACCUUAUAUGCACUUGCGCUCCGCCAAUUCUACAGAGAAUGCGACAUUUAUGGCACCAUAGACUUCAUUUUUGGCAACGCAGCUGCUGUUUUCCAGAAUUGCUACUUGGUGCUUCGCCGGCCUCAGAGAGGAGCCUACAAUGUAAUUCUAGCCAAUGGAAGGACGGACCCUGGACAGAACACCGGCUUUGCUCUACAUAAUUGUAAAAUCACUGGGAGCUCAGAUUUUUCUCCGGUUAAGCACAGCUUCAACUCGUAUCUGGGAAGGCCGUGGAAGCAGUAUUCGAGAUCAGUCAUAAUGCAAUCGAAUAUAGAUGAUGCUAUUUCAUCGAGGGGUUGGAUCGAGUGGCCUGGUGCAGGGUCCUACGGGAAAACGCUCUACUAUGCAGAGUACUCGAAUACAGGCCCUGGAGCUGGAACCUCCAAUAGGGUAAACUGGCCUGGAUUUCGAGUUAUCGGAACUCAAGAGGCUGUCAAGUUUACUGUUGGUAAUUUUAUCGCUGGAACAUCUUGGCUGCCUUCUACUGGAGUAACUUUUGUCUCUGGUCUCCAGUGAUAAUAUACACAUAUGCAUUAGAUUCGAAAGACGUACAGAUUAUAUACAUUUAGUCUGCUAUAUUGCAAUGAGCUCAAAGAAGGGUAGACCUAUUUUUGCUCAAGCUUGAACAUCUAUAGUCUCUGAAAUAUUCUGAAUUCUAUAAAGAAUAAUCAAGGUUAUAAAAAGCCAAAAUCUAGUUAAAUUGGCCACUGUAAUUUCAAGAAUGCAAGUUCUUCUUAUGCAUACGUGGCUAUGUUAUGUACAAUAUCUAGUUAUUCACAUCUGGCACAAAUUUUCCCAAAAUGGGAUAAUAAAAGUUCGAAGUGAUGCAUAGUGGCAUUUUCUA
Messenger RNA from Hevea brasiliensis (rubber tree), 2002 nucleotides. Its product is annotated as pectinesterase. The transcript is spliced from 3 exons. Gene Ontology annotation, molecular function: pectinesterase activity; pectinesterase inhibitor activity. NCBI's taxonomy places the organism in Eukaryota, Viridiplantae, Streptophyta, Magnoliopsida, Malpighiales, Euphorbiaceae. The coding region runs from base 82 to 1674 and encodes 530 amino acids. The record is from RefSeq and is a predicted model, not a curated record. Gene Ontology annotation, biological process: cell wall modification.